UAGUGCAUUUUUAAUUGAUCGCACGUGCAUUUUCCCAAAAUUCAUUGGCCGAACUAUAUUGAAUAGUUAUUUUCAAGCGGUUAAAGUAUAUUAUCCACUCAAGAAUCAUGUCUUUCCUAGGGGCAACUCUGGCACGCUGCUGCCGUCAAAUGUCAGUUGGCGCAGCAAGACCUAUCAUUUUCAACAGCGCUACAACGAGUCAGUUGCAGUUUGGAUUCAGUGUUCGCAGUUUCGCUAGCAAUAAAAUGGGUUUACCUCGUGUCUUCUUUGAUAUGACCGCUGAUGGUCAGCCAUUGGGUCGCAUUACUAUGGAGCUCCGUAGCGAUGUUGUUCCCAAGACCGCUGAGAACUUCCGUGCUCUCUGCACUGGCGAAAAGGGUAUCGGUUACAAGGGCUCCUGUUUCCAUCGUGUCAUUCCCAACUUCAUGUGUCAAGGAGGUGAUUUCACAAAUCACAAUGGCACUGGCGGUAAAUCCAUCUAUGGCAACAAAUUCGCCGAUGAGAACUUCACCUUGAAGCAUACCGGCCCCGGCAUCUUGUCCAUGGCCAAUGCUGGCCCCAAUACCAAUGGCUCUCAGUUCUUUAUCUGUACCGUAAAGACCGCUUGGUUGGAUAACAAACACGUGGUCUUCGGUCAGGUGGUUGAUGGCAUGGAAGUUGUAAAAAAUAUCGAAUCCUAUGGUUCUCAAUCGGGCAAGACGACCAAGAAGAUCGUUGUCAGCGAUUGUGGUGCUUUGUAAACAAACAUUCUCCCCCUCUCCAACCAACCACACAAAGGCGCGUCUAUGCACGCCGCCACACAACAUCAAUAAAGCAAAAAAGCAACACAAAACCAACAAACUAUAUUAAAUAUAUUUUAAUAAACGUAUUUUUAAGAAAGAAAAAAUGAAAGAGAGAGAGCUUUAGUCAGCAGUUCUGCCGUCUCUCGCUCACACCGGCAAAAUAAACAAAAUCAGAGGGAGCAUUUAAUAAUUCCAUUUAAUAGUAAUGAAAAACAAAACCAUUCAAUUGCUUAUGUGGUGCUGCAUGCAUGCAGUAGUGGUUCAUUCGCAUCGCGCACAUGUAUCGCAGAUGGAUAUAUGGAGGAUAUAGAGUCUAACGCUGCCGCCGUCGCCAUCUUUCACACCACAUCAUUCCUUCCCUUUCUAACACAACAACUACCAAUUUAAAAUAUGCUUAAAGUGUAAUUAAUGUAAUUGUUCUCUUCUUUAAAUUUUCCAAAAUGAAAUUCUUAUAAUUAUUAUUUUUUUUUUAUUUUAUAAAAAUAAAACAUUCUACUUUUUCCUGUCCAAAAGAAA
Molecule: messenger RNA, 1298 nt
Organism: Stomoxys calcitrans (stable fly)
Lineage: Eukaryota; Metazoa; Arthropoda; Insecta; Diptera; Muscidae
Product: peptidyl-prolyl cis-trans isomerase
Exons: 2
Coding region: 108-740 (210 amino acids)
Biological process (GO): protein folding; protein peptidyl-prolyl isomerization
Cellular component (GO): intracellular membrane-bounded organelle
Molecular function (GO): peptidyl-prolyl cis-trans isomerase activity
Source: RefSeq, a predicted model, not a curated record